This is a messenger RNA of Trichoderma asperellum CBS 433.97, 1363 nucleotides long. Lineage: Eukaryota; Fungi; Ascomycota; Sordariomycetes; Hypocreales; Hypocreaceae. The record is from RefSeq and is a predicted model, not a curated record.
GCGCCUCCUGAUGACUGCGAACCGACAGAUAGCUCAAGUAGCACAACAAACACUGCUUCCACUACUUCAUCUGGACCCCCAGGCGGUCAGUUCUCAACUACGUCUACUACCGGUAGCAUGUCGUCCACCACGGCUUCCACCACUCCUAGUGGAACUUCAUCUAUCACUUCCACCACUUCUGGACCUCCGGGAGGCGAGUUCAUAACGUCAUCCACCACCGGGGUCUCUUCCACGACUGCCCCUCCCGAUACAGAUGACUGCGAACCGACAGAUAGUUCAAGCAGCACAACAAACACUGCUUCCACUACUUCUUCUGGACCCCCAGGCGGUCAGUUCUCAACAACAUCUACUACCGAUAGCAUGUCGUCCACUACUUCCACCUCGACCGGUGGUAUCUCAUCCACCACCGCUUCCACCACUUCUUCUGGACCUCCAGGAGGUCAGUUUUCGACGUCGUCCACCUCCACCACUGGGGUCUCUUCCACGACUGCGACUCCUGGUCCGGAUGACUGCGAACCGACAGAUGGAUCAAGCACCACAUCAAACACUGUGAGCUCCACCUCGACUAACACUGCUUCGACUACUUCUUCUGGGCCGCCAGGUGGUGAGUUCUUGACGUCGUCCACCUCAACUGGUGGCAUUUCAUCCACCACUGCGUCAACCACUUCCUCUGGACCACCAGGAGGCCAGUUCUUGACGUCUUCCACCACCGGAGUUACCUCCACAACUGCGUAUCCUGGUCCGGAUGACUGCGAACCGACAGAUGGUUCAAGCAGCACAUCAAACACUGCUUCCACCACUUCCUCUGGACCACCAGGCGGUCAGUUCCUGACAUCGUCCACUACCGCAACAUCAAGCUCUACCUCCUCAAACACAGCUUCAACCACGUCAAAUCCCCUCACGUCAAGUACCAAUACUCCCAGCACCGCUACCGCUACGCCCACUGGCGAUGACUGCGAACCCACGGACAGCAGCUCCACCACCGCCACCUCCACCACGUCCUUCACAAUCCCUGGAGGAGCCUUCAAUGAUCAUGUCUCAUCCACCACCACCAGCAGCACCUCUGCCACUGUCCCUGCCAAUCCCCAGACCACCACCUCCACUCGCAGCGUCCCCACAACAUUCACAACCCUUGCUCGGCCGCCUAUCACUGUUCCGUACGGGCCUCCUGGCGACGGUGGCGACGAUGACUGCUGAAGCGAGAAAUGAAUACAUUACGUUUUAUUUUACAUACAGUACAGCAUGGGUAUAGGGGGACUUGGGAAGAAGGUUUGCGGGAUAGAGAUAUGAGAAAUGCUUGAGGAUGAAUGGAGGGAGCAUGGUGGGUGAAUAUUACGGAUAGGACGAGCCAAAUACGGAGGAU